Molecule: messenger RNA, 3882 nt
Organism: Priapulus caudatus
Lineage: Eukaryota; Metazoa; Priapulida; Priapulimorpha; Priapulimorphida; Priapulidae
Product: protogenin-like
Biological process (GO): axon guidance; cell-cell adhesion
Cellular component (GO): plasma membrane; axon
Molecular function (GO): protein binding
Source: RefSeq, a predicted model, not a curated record
UUCACUAAAAUUCCUUAUAGCAGUGCAAUAUAUUCUGUUCACUGUGAACACAUGUAAACCUAAAUAACAUAAGAUUGUUUGCAGGUUACUUGGACGAUAAUCAAAUCUAAAAAUAAGUAAAAUGACAUAAUGCAUGGGUACAAUGAAUUGUUUAACACGAAAUUCCACGUAUAAGCCUAAAUCACAUAUAUAAUGAAUUAUGCAAUGCGACGGUAACGCUCUAGAAAUAAAAUUAGGGCCACACGAAUAAGCAUAGCCUAAAACUAACUAACAAUAUAUAAACCCCUAUAUCCCAUCUAUUCCCCCAGCAGCCAACAUGCGAGCGGGGCUUUGACACUGGCCAUUGCGAGGUAUGGGCCCUACUGCUAUUGAACUAGCCGUGACCGCUGCUAGUUUUCCAUUCCCAGUCCCCAUUUCUAAUAUUUCAACGUAUACAAUUUUAAAUUAACAAUUUAUUGCAAUGGAAAGAAUGCUUUGUAACGGUAAACUUAUUCGUUUCUUCCAAAUAUACAAAAAAUAAUUCAUACUUUUUAUUACUGGGGUGGGAGUGAGGGUGAUUACGGGAAGAGCAGCGCAAGGCGAAAGAAGACGCAGGCUGUGGUACGGUUCAGUGCUUGUAUUCAUACCCAAUAUUACGGUGAAGUUUUGUAGAUGUAACCCUAUGGAUUACGCCUCGAUGUAUGCAAAUUUAUGGAGACUCAAGCUUUAUUCACCAGCCUUCUGCUUACGAUAGCUAUCCUUGGUGCUUUGACAUCAGGUGUAGCAGUAGGCUUUGAGUCAUCUCUGGCAUUCGUUGAGGAGCCUCAUGAUGUAGUGACAGACAGAGGGCAAUCUCUGGUGUUGAACUGUAGUGCACACGCUCGCAAUGGUGAGCCUGUAAAUAUAACAUGGCGUCACAACGGGGAAAGGCUGAUCCCCGACCAACGCCGAGUGUCAUUACUCAGGAACGGUUCGCUUUACUUCAGUCGUGUCAUUUCACGCCGGAAGGGUCGAGAUACUGAUGCGGGUUACUAUGAAUGCUUAGCGCGCAGCAAGAUAGGGGCUAUAGUCAGCAGAAGAAUCAAACUCACAGUGGCAGGCAUGGCACGCUUCUCCAAGCAGCCAGAGUCGCAGUCAGUAGAGGAGGGAGGUGUGGUCAGGUUUGAGUGCCAAAUCAAAGCUGUUCCUAAACCAGUCAUAACCUGGGAGAAGAACGACGUCCUGCUACCUCAGAAUAUUGGAAGGGGGGGAUGCUGGCAGGUAUCGAUGCGUGGCUUCCAACUCCGCCAACCAGCGGCAGAGCUCGGAAGCUGAGCUGAGCAUUUUGCCAGGAAGCAGAGAGCCACAGCUUCCGAAAAUUAUUGCGGCAUCUCGUAAUGUAACGCGGGUGGUUGGCGAGACUGCCGAACUGGAGUGUUUGGCAACAGGCAACCCAGCACCAGAUAUCACGUGGACCAGAGAAGGAACAGAAGAUGGCCUGCCGACGAGACACGCUUACUUUGUACGAGGAAACCUGCGCAUAGACAGGGUCAACCCCCGUGACGUGGGUAUCUAUGUAUGUACCGCCUCCAGCGGCGACAAGUCCGACACCGCCAAGACCGAACUCAUCGUACACGUUAAGCCCAAGAUCACGAAGGUGCCUAGCAACCAGGAGUACCAGACGGGCAAGAACGUUCGCUUCAUCUGCGAAGCAUCCGGCGUUCCCGCGCCGACGAUCACUUGGCUUCGGGACGGACGCCCCGUCAAGAACAACGGCCGCAUGCGCAUCACCGCCCAGCGCCAGCUCGUCGUCUCCCAGUCGAUCGCCAACGACAGCGCCAUCUACCAGUGCGUCGCGUCGAACGUCGUCGGCACGGCGACGGCGGCUGGCGAGGCGCGCAUCAACAUCUCGGAAGACGAGCCGGAUCCGCCGGAGGGACUCGUCGCGUACGCGCUCUCGAGCACCGGCAUCAACGUCACGUGGGAUCCGUCGCCGCCGCGCAACGGCAAAGACAUCAUCGCUUACUCGCUGCACUACACGCCGACCGCCGGUGGCUUCGAAGGCCAAAAAGUUGGAUACUUAACAACGUUGGUAGCAGACGAGUUGGAACCUUACACCAACUACACAUUUUAUGUGGUCGCCUACAACAGGCCAAGUGCGAGUCGGCACAGCAAGCUUAUCACAGUGAUGACAGAUGAAGAUGUUCCCAAGGCUGCUCCCAGCGUCUCCCUCACGUCGGUCAACCCGACAACGUUGGACAUUGCCUGGGACCAGCUAUCAGCGGAGAUGGCUCGCGGGGAUCUCACACAGUACAAGCUGGAGUACCGCGAGCACGACGAAGCGUCCGUCUAUCCACUCAUCAUCCACGGCGGUGACAAGCUCUCCUAUAGACUCACAGAUCUGACACCGAAGGUGAAGUAUGACGUACGUAUCUUAGCCGGUACCAGUAAAGGCUUCCCUACAGAUCUAAAGGAGAAGGAUCGGCCAUGGGUGACACAAGAGAUGCCAGACUGGAGUGCCAGCAAGAUCCCCCCACCAUCAUUGCAUCUGAGUCAAGUGAAUGGCACGACACUUCACGUAGUAUGGGAAGAGACAUUGCCUUCCCUCAACAUCAGUGGUUACAAGCUAAGCUACACAGCUGCGGGUAGGGUUGUGGGACCACUGCUGAUCCCAUCUGACGUUAACCAGUGGACACUCAAUAACCUGGAGGCUGAGCAGUUCUAUGAGGUUCGACUGCUGGCUUACAGGAACAGUGUCGAUGGCUUGGAACAAGUGAAAGGCAUCCAGCUGGAACCCACUGCUGAUCCCGUUCCCUUGAUUGAUCCGACGAAGAUCAAGGCCGUGGAGCCGCCCGCUCGCGUCACCUGUGAGAAGGAGUUCAUUACAGCGCACAGUAUUAAGUUGUCGUGGAAACGGCCUCUCUCGGCGAGAAACAUAACGCUGUACACGAUUCGAUACAACCCGGUCGGCACGAAGAAUGCAUCGCUUACUCAGUACAUCCGCAGUAAAAACCUGUCUGAAGUUGUCGCUGGUCUAGCACCGAACACCAGAUACGAGUUUGCUGUAAAGUCGCACGAUGACAGAGACUUGGUAGGGCCCUACAGCAACCACUCUGAGUGUUGGACGCUGGAAGCAAUUCCGGGGAAACCUCUCGAUCCGGCGUGCAUCCUGAAGACUCCUGACACCAUCAGCAUCACGUGGAUGCCACCGAUGGAGCCGAACGGGGACAUCAUUGCUUACUGCAUCUGGUACACAAACCAGGGAGCAAACCUUCCGUUAGAGUACUGGAGCAACAAAACCGUCGUAGGCACAGAGCGGAGAGUCGUGCUUGAUGAGUUGAAACCCAGCAGCAGGUACUGGGUUAAGGUCCAAGCAGAGACGUCAGCGGGGGCCGGAGAGCCUUCGAAGGUCCUCACCAUCACCUUGCCAGUCCAGAACAGCCACAUUUAUCCCAACAGUAACGAGGACAGUGCAGGCAUAUCGGGUGAAUCUGGACAGAAUGGCAAGCUGGGGGACACAAGUAUUGGCAUCAUUGUUGGAGUUGCCAUCGGGGGUGGCUGCAUACUUGUAUGCGCUAUCAUACUCCUGUUCAGAAAUCGCCGCCAGAGUCACUGAUAAUAACUGCAGGUCCGAAACACAGCUCUCUCUACGACAUCGAUCUUAGCAUUGAAGAACAGCGAGGCAGUCAAGGCAGUCGACACAGCGGGGGCGCUGCCAACACUACUACCAUGACGACGGUGGAGCCCUCCGAUCUUACGGGUAGUUCGGAAUAUUACAUGGAGGGAAACGCCGCCGCCGCCGACAGCCUGUCGUCGUCGCCGACGUUGCGGCGACCAGGCCACCGCCGCGGCGAGUCGCCCGUGGCGCCACCUACAUCAUCGCGUGACGCGAGUAGCGACGCCCCCUGUGGGUCAACUGUGUAA